AUGUCUCGCCACCGAAUUGUUCAUACGUUUGAUGCGAACGAUAUCGUAUCUGAAUUUGACGGCGAAGACUACGAAGAGGAGGGAGAAGAUGAGCUCAGCCCCGAGGAUCGCCAAGCGAUGGACGAGGGAACUGCAGAGGUCCGCAGAGCUUUAGGGACCGAAGCGAAUACAGUCACAAAGUCACAAAUCGAGGAAGCCUUGUGGCAUUACUACUAUGAUGUCGACAAGUCAGUCACAUAUCUGAUGAAGACAUUUAUUGCCCCGGCACCCAAACCAGUGAAGAAAACGCCAGAAGGUAUGUCAGUCUCUUUUUCUGCUUCGCGACGCCUUUUGGGUACUGGAGCAGACCACGGACGUCUAUCAGGCGGAUACAGCUCCGAUAUGAAACUUCCACCGGUCAACAAAGUUCCUGCCGGUUUCUUUAAUGAUAUGCCAUGGUUAAAUAUACCUCAAGAGCGUCAGACUCUCUUCGUCGAGCCUGAACGUCCCCGUGGAGGCUUGCUAGGAGGAAGCGAUGGAGCUCCUAAGAUGUCAAAGCUUCAAGCUCUUGCGGCUGCUAGGAAGAAAAAGACCGAAGAGAAGAAGGAGCAAGAAAAGCUCGAGAGAGGCGUCAACAAUCUUUUUGUUGCCGAGUUACAAAAGGAGAAUCAGCCGCCUCCCAACCAGAGACAGCAAAUUGCCAAACCCGCACCGCAAGUCCAACCUGCACGCCAUGAAAUGGAAGUCCAGAAUAAAAAUACAGCCAAAGACAAUGAACAAAGAAACCCAGCUUAUGCAUACAAGGAUGAACCCAUACCAGAUUCUGUUCCUGAAGUUGGAAUUAUAUCUCGGCCCAACCCAUCCGCCUUAGCUCGGACGCUCUUUGGAUCUGCUCCGUCCAACACCCACAGGCCUGAUGUUUUUGCUAUGCCUUACACAUCCUCUCCAUCUUUUCUUGCCCAAGCUUUCGCCGAGCCAAGUCCAGACGACAUUGUGUUUGCAGCCCAGGCGAAAGCGGGCAAACAGUCAGCAGCCAAGGCUACCAAAAAGCCCCAAAAGGAGAAGAGUAAAGAUGUCUCCGAGGCUGAAAAAGAUGUUGCUGGGCUCAAGAUCGUUGAUGCGCCACCACCUAAGAGCAAGGGCCUCGACGUUCUUAAGGAGUAUGAGAAUAGCUCCAACAAGCGGAGUAUCAGUUUUGUUGUAGUCGGACAUGUCGAUGCUGGCAAGAGUACCCUCAUGGGUCGGCUGUUGUUGGAACUCAAAUUUGUUGAGAAGCACACGAUUGAUCGGUAUCGAAAGCAGGCCGAAAAGUCUGGCAAGCAGUCUUUUGCCCUUGCAUGGGUAAUGGACCAGAGGAGUGAGGAACGAGAAAGAGGUGUAACCAUCGACAUUGCGACAAAUCAUUUUGAGACGGAGAAGACUAGUUUUACUAUCCUUGAUGCACCUGGCCACCGAGAUUUUGUACCAAACAUGAUCGCAGGUGCCAGUCAAGCCGACUUUGCCAUUCUGGUCAUUGAUGCAAACACUGGAGCCUACGAGAAGGGUCUGAAGGGGCAGACAAGAGAGCAUGUGUUGCUCCUGCGGAGUUUGGGUGUUCAGAGACUCGUCAUUGCUGUGAACAAGCUUGAUAUGGUCGGCUGGUCACAGGAGCGCUAUGAUGAGAUUGCUCAACAGGUCAGCGGCUUCCUCGCGGGUCUUGGGUUCGUGUCUAAGAACAUUGACUUUGUUCCGAUAUCCGGUCUAAACGGCGACAAUCUUGUGCGUCGCACAGAAGCCGCUGCAGCAUCUUGGUACACCGGACCUACUCUGAUUGAGGCUUUGGAAAACUCAGAGCCGGCAACAGCACGAGCCCUCAAGAGCCCGUUCAGAAUGGCCAUCUCUGAAGUUUUCAGAUCGCAACUUGGCACCACAACGAUUGCUGGCCGAGUCGACGCAGGUUCAUUUCAAAUCGGCGAUGCUCUGUUAGUUCAGCCAAGUGGAGAAGAAGCAUAUGUCAAGUCAAUAAUGGUUGACUCGGACAUGCAAGACUGGGCUGUUGCUGGACAAAAUGUCAGUGUUUCCCUUACCAACAUCGACCCCAUUCAUAUUCGAGUUGGCGAUAUGCUCUGCCAUACGAAGAACCCUAUCAACUGCAGCGAUAGCUUCGUCAUGAAGGCCAUGGCAUUUGAGCAUCUCAUGCCUAUGCCCGUGGACCUCCACCGUGGACGACUGCAUUCGGCUGGACAGAUUGUAUCGAUUGCGGCAUCACUUGACAAGGUCACCGGAGCGGUUGUCAAGAAGAAGCCUAGAGUUGUUCAGCCAGGUGGUGUGGCUCGGGUAUCUGUCAAGUUAGCAGCCAAGGUUCCUCUCGAAGCUGGUCAAAGAGUUGUCAUACGAAGUGGAGGUGAAACUGUCGCUGCUGGAUUAUUGGAAUAG
Fusarium venenatum is the source of this 2394-nucleotide messenger RNA. RefSeq lists its product as uncharacterized. The record is from RefSeq and is a predicted model, not a curated record. Gene Ontology annotation, biological process: translational elongation; translation. Gene Ontology annotation, molecular function: GTPase activity; translation elongation factor activity; GTP binding. NCBI's taxonomy places the organism in Eukaryota, Fungi, Ascomycota, Sordariomycetes, Hypocreales, Nectriaceae.